Scomber scombrus (Atlantic mackerel) is the source of this 5607-nucleotide messenger RNA. RefSeq names its product arf-GAP with coiled-coil, ANK repeat and PH domain-containing protein 3-like. The transcript is spliced from 24 exons. The record is from RefSeq and is a predicted model, not a curated record. Gene Ontology annotation, molecular function: protein binding; GTPase activator activity. The coding region runs from base 107 to 2632 and encodes 841 amino acids. Gene Ontology annotation, cellular component: cytoplasm. NCBI's taxonomy places the organism in Eukaryota, Metazoa, Chordata, Actinopteri, Scombriformes, Scombridae.
GCUGCGCGUCAGGGGACACCAGUCACCAUCCGCACGGUUCAAACGACAUCCCGCCGCUGGCAAUGACAUUGGCAGACUGAGGGGGAAUACACGACAAAACGCAAAAAUGACGGUGGACUUUGAAGAAUGUAUAAAGGAUUCACCCCGAUUCAGGGCUGGCAUUGACGAUGUGGAGACAGACGUGGUGGAAAUCGAGGCAAAGCUCGACAAGCUGGUGAAGCUGUGCAGUGGGAUGAUCGACGCAGGCAGGGCCUACGUCAGCGCCAACAAGCUCUUUGUAAACGGCAUCAAGGACCUGUCCCAGCAGUGCAAAAAAGAGGAGAUGAUAUCGGAAUGCCUUGAAAAGUGUGGAGAAAGCCUCCAGGAGAUCGUCAACUACCACAUGAUUUUGUUUGACCAGGCUCAGAGGUCGAUCAAGCAGCAGCUUCACACAUUCAUUAAAGAGGAUGUGCGCAAGUUCAAGGACACCAAGAAGCAAUUUGACCGGGUGCGUGAGGACAUGGAGCUGGCUCAGGUGAAGAAUGCCCAGGCGCCCAGGAACAAGGUCCAUGAGGCUGAGGAAGCCACACAGGCCCUCAUCCUCAGCCGCAAGGCCUUUAGGCACCUGGCCUUGGACUAUGUAUUACAGAUUAAUGUUCUUCAGGCCAAGAAGAAGUUUGAAAUCCUGGAUGCAAUGCUGUCCUUCAUGCGUGCCCAGCACACUCUUUUCCAACAAGGCUUCAACAUCUUGGAUGAGAUUGACCCAUAUAUGAAAAAACUGGCUGCGCAACUGGAUCAGCUGGUCAUUGACUCUGCCAUGGAGAAGAGGGAGCUGGAGCACAAACAUGCUCUCAUCCAGCAGAGAACUCUGAUGCAGGACUUUUCCUAUGAUGACCCCAAGUUGGAGUUCAAUGUGGAUGCGCCCAAUGGUGUCGUCAUGGAGGGCUACCUCUUUAAGAGGGCCAGCAAUGCUUUCAAGACCUGGAACAGGCGCUGGUUUUCUAUACAGAACAGCCAGCUGGUCUACCAAAAGAAACUCAAGGACUCUCUGACAGUUGUGGUGGAGGACCUGAGGCUGUGCUCAGUCAAACCAUGUGAAGAUAAUGAGAGGAGGUUUUGCUUUGAGGUGGUUUCACCCACUAAGAGCUGUAUGCUGCAGGCUGAGUCUGAGAAGCUGCGGCAGGCAUGGAUCCAGGCAGUCCAGGCAAGCAUCGCUUCUGCUUACAAAGACAUAGCGGACAACUAUUACAUUGAGCGUUUGGACCGGACAGCCUCACCCUCCACCAGCAGCAUUGACUCUGCCAGCGAACCCAGAGAGAGGGGGGAGAGGGCAGAUAAGGGAGUUCGGGGAGGAGGAGAAAGCUUGCUCCAGAGGAUACAGACCCUGCCAGGAAAUGAGCUGUGCUGUGACUGCAGCCAAACUGCUCCCUGCUGGGCCUCCAUCAACCUUGGAGUGCUGCUCUGCAUUGAGUGCUCAGGGAUCCACAGGAGUUUAGGCGUACACUGUUCUAAAGUGCGUUCACUAACGCUAGACUCAUGGGAGCCAGAAUUACUCAAGCUAAUGUGUGAAUUGGGAAACACUGUGAUCAACCAGAUUUAUGAGGGAGCCUGCGAAGAGCUUGGUGUGAAAAAACCUGGACCGUCCAGUUCAAGACAGGAGAAAGAAACCUGGAUCAAGUCUAAAUACGUGGAGAAACGCUUCCUAAAGAAGAUGAGUGGGAGCGAGGCGUUGGUGGAGGGUGAAAGAAAGUCCCGACCCUGGACAGUGAAAAAGUGCCACCGACACAACAGCUCCAUUCGGGCCCCCAAUAAGGCCCGCAGGAAAUACCACCGCUAUGAGCCCGGCAGCGCCUCACCUGCAAAUCUCUCUGCAGCAGCUGCAGCAAAGUUUCGCCGAGACUCCCUGUUCUGUCCAGAUGAGCUGGACUCACUUUUUUCCUACUUUGACACUGGCUCUGGUCCUCGCAGUCUCAGCAGUGAUAGUGGCCUGGGAGGAAGUACUGAUGGCAGCACUGACAUCCUGGUCUUUGGCUCAGUGGUGGACAGUGUCACAGAAGAAGAGGAGGAGUCAGAGGAGUCCUCCAGUGGUGAGGUGGAAAUCGAACAGGAAGUGUCUUCAGACCCCGAGGACCCAAGGGAGCUCCACCCUGGUGCACUCCUCCAACGAUCCUCCCGCCUACACAACCUGCCACUCAUGGCGGAGGCAUUGGCGCAUGGGGCUGAUAUACACGCUGCAAGUGAGGAGGAGGAGGGAAAAACGCCACUCAUUCAAGCUGUGAUUGGGGGCUCUCUGAUAGCUUGUGAGUUCCUGCUUCAGAAUGGAGCCGAUGUGAACCAGAGAGACAUGAGAGGGAGGGGCCCUCUGCAUCACGCCACCUACCUGGGUCACACUGGCCAGGUGUGUCUGUUCUUGAAGAGAGGAGCAUCACAGACAGAGGUGGACGAGCAGGGUCAUGACCCACUAAGCAUCGCUGUCCAAGCUGCCAACGCAGACAUCGUCACCCUAUUGCGUCUUGCGCGGAUGAACGAGGAGAUGCGAGAGGCGGAGGCCCCUUUGGGACAACCAGGUCAAUACCACAGCAGCAGCCCCACUGAGCAGCAGUAUAGAAAGUGCAUCCAGGAAUUCAUUUGCCUCACCAUAGAAGAAUGCUAGUGGUCACUUAUGUAUCCAGGAGCAUAACUUGUGCUCUCUCUCUCUCUCUACAUAUAUAUAUAUAUAUAUAUGAAUAUACACUGAUCAUCCACAACAUUAAAACCCCAUUCCCUAAUAUUAUGUAAGUCCCCCUUGUGCUGCCAAAACGGCUCUGACCCGUUGAGGCAUGGACUACACAAGGCCUCUGAAGGUGUCCUGUCGUAUCUGGCACCAAGACGUUAGCAGAAUUCACCUGAUGGUUUCAAUGCUGUGGCUGAUCUGUGGUUUAUUUCUCCUGACUUGGAACCUAAAAUAAUCAUAUAGGGGAAGUUGCCCCUAGACACUGAUCUCAAGUCUUUUACUUACAUAGACUUGUGGGUAACUUCUUGGGAACAGGGUGUCUGAAGAGAGAGAGAGAGUCACUCGCUUACUGUGGGGGUGCCUCGUGCCAUAUAGGGAGACCCCUGAUGGACCUAACUCCACUGACAAUACAGUCAUCACCUCCAUUUUUACUGCAUCGCCACUACAUUUCUUGCUUGGCAUUUUACUCGGCACCACCCAUGCAAUGCUCGCUACAUCACACACAAAGUAAAAUGACAUCUGCUUUUUGGUAUUUUGUUAACAGAGUUAUCCUCUAACUUAUCAUACUGUGGUGUGACCUCUCAUGGGAGGGUGUGGGUUUACUGUUGCCUAACAGCUCGUACCUCUGAAGAAUCGCUGCAUUAACCCUCUACACUUUAUAUCUAUCCAGACCAUCUAUGUACCCAUCUCUUCUUAAUUGGAGAUGUAAAUAUGCAUAUUUCGAAGUUAUAUGGGUAAUCUUUAAACUAUGUGCUGUGGCAUGAGGUGAAAAAAUGGUAUUUGUUCCAUUAUUAUAAAAAGUAGAGUAGCUGACAAGCUACAGUGUAGGUGGGCAAAGUAGUUAACUGUGUAUAGAGCGAAGUCAGGAAGGAAAAUAAAAUAUAAAACUGUGACAAAAAUGCUGAAGGGCUUUCAGGGGAAAUGACCCUUGCCUGCUUUGUAAGAUACUGUGUGACAUGAACGAGUGAGUGAGUGAGUGAACAGGAGAGUAAAUGAGCGCAUGUGUAAAGAAUACUGAGAGACAGAGUUAAAUAAUAUGCUAUUAUGAUACAUUAUGUAAAGGAAAAAAAGAAACUGUGCACUUUUCCCAUCUACAGUAUUAUAAUUUUGUUUAUUUUCAUUCAGUUAGUGUGGCUCGUUGUUUGUUUUUUUUUACAUUGUUUUUGUCCACUCAAGUUACUGUCUAUCUAGUCUAUUUUAUUUCUGUCUUUUUAUUUAUGUUUAUCUCCCCAGAGGACCAGUGCAAUGGAUUCUUGAGUGCAGUUCACAUCUGCAUUUCUGUUAAUGAUUGUCAUUUUAAUAUCAAAGCAUGAAUCAGAAUUUAUGGCAGGAAGUCUUUAUAUUACAUCAUGGAAUAACACUCAUAAAUGGCAUUUUGCCUUCAUUUUCUCUUUGGACCGGCCUUACAAUAUAUACGUUAAUCAGCAUUCAAACACAAUGAUGGCUUAUUAAAGGAAGUUCAAGUUAUAUUCUGUUUUUAUUUUGCUAAUUGCAGUCGCUCAUUGUUUACUAGUGAGGAUGAGAAUUGGCUCAAUGGUGAAGGUGAUGUGCAGACAAACCAGGGCAUGAAGAACUAAGUCUUUGGGCAGUGCAGUUAGGGAGUGUAUAGAACUGGAUUUGCAUUUCACCCAUAAACAAUUUUUCUGGUCACCACUCUUUAAAGAACAAAGGUGACUUCAUGGUUAAAAGACCACAAGUCCAUUUUUACUGUAAAUAGUCAUCCAUGUUACAGUAGCUGUGGUGAGAUUAUGGAGCACAUGUAAGUGUGGUUUAAACACAUGUGGGGUGAAAGGACUCAUGUCUUCCCUUGCUGGUCAAUGCUUACAGUAACCUCUGCAUGCUUUGCCAGGAUUGUUUUUGGGAAUGUCAAAAUGAUUUGCAUUCUUAGCAUGAUAAGAUAUGUUUCUAUGGUUUGAUCACUUUGUGCAGUGCAGUCCUGUGAAAUAAGCAUGUAACACCUUGACCCCUCUGGUGUCAGAUGUUCUUAACUUUUUGCACCUCUCUGCCAUUCACAAACCAAAUCUUUCGUUUAUCAUCGUCAUUUCUUGUCUUUGGUUUUUGUUUAUUUGUUGUUGUUUUUUUACAAAUGCUUACAAACAGUAAUUUUAAUUAUUAUUUUUGUAAUGUUGUGGUUUUAUUUUCCUCUGCCAAAGACUUUUUAAAGGGAAAGUGUCUGACAUUGUUGUAUGAUAUCACUUCACAUCAUAUAUCGUUUAAAAAAAAAACUUAAACUGUUCAGAGUAGAUACAGCAUAGUCUUACCAUGCUUUGUGAAGUGACAGAGUGGUAGAAACACUGUUGGUGUACUCACAUGUUCAAAAGAGGUUACAGAAAUGUGACUGACCUGAGUUCAAUGUACUGCAAGUAGAACCAGUCUAGGGGGUUAUGUGAAGCUACUGUGACCAAACUGUUAGGGGCCUUCGUCCUAGCGGAAGUAUUAAAUGUGUUGUCUAUUGUGUUUAUUGACAUUGGAGUGGUUAAAGGUGCUGUCUCAAAGCAAACAUGCUGUAAAUAGAACACUUGUGUAUUUUAACUCAACGCCAACUGCCUGCCUCUCAUUCAAUCACAGAUCCUGACUGUCUGAUCUGUUUUAUGUUUGUCUUUUUAUUCUCUUCCAAAACAACCUGUCAGGCAGAACUGUAACACCGUUCUGCACUACUUGGAGGUGUUCUUCUGUUCACUGACAUUUGGAUAUCUUUGGAAUACUUUCUUCCUUGUCUUUAGAAGCACUGAGGGGGAAAAAAAGGAAAACAAAGUGCAUACAAUAAAACUGAGAAACUCUUGAUGAACUAACCCUGCUUCCUGCUUUUUGCUCUCAUUUCUGUUUCCUGUCUCCUCACUUGUGUAACAUUCUCUCAACAUCACAGCAAAACUUUGAUAAUUGCUCUAAAUUAUGAAUUAUGAAUCAAUGCACUA